UUUGGUUCCUCCCAGCGGUCUCCACCAGGUUGGCCGCGCCCGGCUGUACGCAUGCGCCCAAGCGCUUCUCCGGCCCGUACUCGCCGGACCCGGACUGCGCACGCCCAAAGGGCACCUCCGCGUCCCCCCGCUGCGGCUGCCCUCUGCGCCUGCGCACUCCAGCCGGCAGAUUUUUCCUUUUCCGGGUCCCCGCUGGGUUCAUCCGGCGCAUGCGCCACUGCAGGCUGGCGGCUCGCGGCUCCUUCUUCCGGCCUCCCCCUUGGGCCGGCACCGGCAGCGGCGAGGCGGGCACGGAGCCCCGAGCGGGUGACCUGCGACCCCGGAAGUGGACCUCAGGAUCCCGGGGCUUUCCCCUGUCCGAAACCAAGGGACCGGCCGCCUGCACUCCGGGAGCGCCCGCCCCACGCCCACAUCUGGAUGCCGCCAACGGGUGCCCGGCCCGUGCCCGGCGCCUGCCUGCCGACUCGGCCCCUCGGAGUGGUUCUGGGCCAGGGGCGGAGGCCCGGACCCCGCCCCUGAUGCGGCCCCACCCCUGCGCCCGGUCCUUGUCCCCUUGACGGCCCCGCCCCCUGCCCGCACCCUCGGCCCGCCGAUCUCCCCUCCCCCGCUGGGGGAGGCCAUGGCGUGAGCGCGAGGCCGGGCCCCCGGGCCCUCGGGCGCCAGGCGGGGCAUGGGCCGGGGGCCGCCCCCAUGAGGGUCCCGGGCGCGGGGCGCGCGCAGCAGCGGCGGGGCCAUGGGGUCUCAGGUGUUGCAGAUCCUGCGCCAGGGGGUGUGGGCCUCGCUCACCGGCGGCUGGUUCUUCGACCCGCACCAGAGCACCUUCUCCAACUGCUUCCACCUCUAUGUCUGGAUCUUCCUGCUCACUUUUCCCUUCUUGCUGUACAUGGUCCUGCCCCCCAGCCUGAUAGUGGCCGGCGUGUACUGCCUGGUGGUGGCCGUCAUCUUCGCCACCAUCAAGACGGUGAAUUAUCGCCUGCACGCCAUGUUCGACCAGGGCGAGAUUGUGGAGAAGCGCAGCUCGACCGUGGGGGAGCCUGAGGAAGAACCGGCCCAGGGCGACGGCAACCCGCCUCGGUGGGUGGAGCCGAGAGCGUGCUGGGGGCUCCUGGUGCCUGUGCCUGAGCCUGGGGAGUGCCGGCCGCCUGGGGACCCUGGAGUGGAGAUGACGGUGUUUCGGAAAGUGAGUUCCACGCCUCCCGUCCGCUGCAGUUCCCAGCAUUCCGUGUUCGGCUUCAACCAGGUCUCGGAGCUGCUGCCCCGGAUGGAGGAUGCUGGACCCCUCAGAGACAUCAAGGAGCUGGUGCGCGAGCAGGGCAGCAACAAUGUGAUCGUGACCUCGGCCGACAGAGCGAUGCUGCAGCUGAGCUCCCAGGAGAGACUGCUUGGAGACCUUCCGCAGACACCCCCGGGCGCUGUCCCAGAGCCCUCGCUCCCCAGCACGGACUCUUCGGAGCGGUCCCCCCUGGCUGGAGAUGGAGGCCCCUGGGGCGGGAGCAGCGUGGCCGACACCCCCAUGAGCCCCCUGCUGAAAGGGAGCCUCAGCCAGGAGCUAAGCAAGAGCUUCCUGACCCUGACGCGGCCCGACCGGGCCUUGGUGAGGACCAGCAGCCGCCGGGAGCAGCGCCGGGGGGCCAGCGGCUACCAGCCCCUGGAGCGGCGCGGCUCCGGCGAGCCCACGCCGCAGAAAGCCGGCUCCUCGGACUCCUGCUUUAGCGGCACUGACCGGGAGACCCUGAGCAGCUUCAAGAGCGAGAAGACCAACUCCACCCACCUGGACAGCCCGCCCGGUGGGCAGGCCCCCGAGGGCAGCGACACGGACCCGCCCUCCGAGGCCGAGCUGCCGGCGUCACCGGACGCAGGGGUCCCCUCGGAUGACACGCUGCGCUCCUUCGACACGGUCAUUGGAACAGGGACGCCGCCGGGACCUGCUGAGCCGCUCUUGGUGGUGCGGCCCAAGGACUUGGCCCUGCUGCGGCCCAGCACGCGGCGGCCCCCGCUGCGAAGACACUCCCCGCCUGGCCGAGCCCCGCGCCGGCCCCUGCUCGAGGCUGGGAGCUUCUUUGAGGACGAAGACACCAGCGAGGGCAGUGAGCUGAGCCCGGCUUCCAGUCUGCGGUCACAGCGCCGCUACAGCACCGGCAGCUCCUCGUCUACCUCCUGCUAUUCCCCCGAGAGCUCCCGGGGUGCAGCGGGGGGGCCCCGCAAGCGGCGGGCCCCUCCCGGGGCUGAGGAAGGGACCGCAGUGCCCCCCAAACGGCCCUAUGGGACCCAGCGGACGCCCAGCACCGCCAGCGCCAAAACACACGCCCGCGUGCUGAGCAUGGAUGGCGCGGGGGGUGAUGUGCUCAGGGCGCCCCUGGCUGGCUCCAAGGCUGAGCUGGAGUCUCAGGCAGGGGUGGAGCUGGCUGCCGGAGAGCCCGCCGUGCUGCCUGCCGAGGCCCGCAGGGGACCUGCUGCCAACCAGCCGGGCUGGCGAGGGGAACUGCAGGAGGAAGGUGCAGUGGGCGGAGCCCAGGAGAGCGGCCAGCGGGACCCGUCCAGCAGCGUGAGGCGGACCCAGGCCAUCCGGAGGCGUCACAACGCAGGCAGCAACCCCACGCCCCCGGCCUCCGUCAUGGGCUCGCCCCCCAGCAGCCUGCAGGAGGCUCAGCGGGGCCGGGCCGCCUCGCACUCGCGGGCGCUGACGCUGCCCUCGGCGCUGCACCUGGCCUCCUCGCUGCUGCUCCCCCGCGCCGGCGCCACCGUGCACGAGGCCUGCACCUUCGACGACACCUCCGAGGGCGCCGUGCACUACUUCUACGACGAGAGCGGUGUGCGGCGUUCUUACACCUUUGGCCUGGCCGGAGGCGGCUAUGAGAACCCUGUAGGGCAGCAGGGGGAGCAGGCAGCCAACGGAGCCUGGGACCGUCACUCACAUUCCUCCAGCUUCCACUCAGCCGAUGUCCCGGAGGCCGCGGGGGCCCUCAACCUGCUGCAGCCGAGGCCUGUGGUCCUGCAGGGCAUGCAGGUGCGCCGGGUGCCCCUGGAGAUCCCGGAGUUUGACCUGCUGGACCAGGACUCCCUGCACGAAUCCCAGGAGCAGACGCUGAUGGAGGAGGCCGCGCCCCGCGCCCAGCCCAGCUACAAGUACUGGCUUCUCCCCGGCCGCUGGACCUCUGUGCGCUAUGAGCGGCUCGCCCUGCUGGCCCUGCUGGACCGGACGCGGGGGGUGAUGGAGAACGUCUUUGGCGUGGGCCUGAGCAGCCUGGUCGCUUUCCUGGGCUACCUGCUGCUGCUCAAGGGCUUCUUCACCGACAUCUGGGUCUUCCAGUUCUGCCUGGUCAUCGCCUCCUGCCAGUACUCCCUGCUGAAGAGCGUCCAGCCCGAUGCGGCAUCUCCCAUGCACGGCCACAACUGGGUGAUCGCGUACAGCCGGCCGGUCUACUUCUGCAUCUGCUGCCUGCUCAUCUGGCUGCUGGACGCCCUGGGCGCGGCCCAGCCCUUCCCGCCCGUGUCCCUGUACGGCCUCACGCUCUUCUCUGCCUCCUUCUUCUUCUGCGCACGCGACGUGGCCACUGUGUUCACCCUGUGCUUCCCGUUCGUUUUCCUCCUGGGCCUCCUGCCCCAGGUCAACACCUGCCUCAUGUACCUGCUGGAGCAGAUAGACAUGCAUGGCUUCGGGGGCACAGCCGCCACGAGCCCCCUCACCGCAGUGUUCAGCCUCACCCGCAGCCUGCUCGCCGCCGCCCUGCUCUACGGCUUCUGCCUCGGGGCCAUCAAGUCCCCGUGGCCGGAGCAGCACGUCCCUGUCCUCUUCUCCGUCUUCUGUGGCCUGCUGGUGGCGCUGUCCUACCACCUGAGCCGGCAGAGCAGCGACCCCACCGUGCUCUGGUCUCUGAUCCGGAGCAAGGUCUUCCCGGAGCUGGAGGAGCGCAGCCUGGAGACAGCCCGAGCCGAGCCCCCGGACCCGCUGCCAGACAAGAUGCGCCAGUCGGUGCGGGAGGUCCUGCACUCCGACCUGGUGAUGUGUGUGCUGAUCGCCGUGCUUACCUUCGCCAUCAGUGCCAGCACCGUCUUCAUCGCGCUGAAGUCAGUGCUGGCUUUCGUGUUGUACGCGCUGGCCGGGGCCGUGGGCUUCUUCACCCACUACCUGCUGCCGCAGCUCCGCAAGCAGCUGCCCUGGUUCUGCCUCUCUCAGCCCGUGCUCAAGCCGCUGGAGUACAGCCAGUACGAAGUGCGUGGUGCCGCCCAGGUGAUGUGGUUCGAGAAGCUGUACGCCGGCCUGCAGUGCGUGGAGAAGUACCUCAUCUACCCUGCCGUGGUGCUGCACGCCCUCACGGUGGACGCCCACACUGUCGUCAGCCACCCAGACAAGUUCUGCCUGCACUGCCGGGCGCUGCUGAUGACCGUGGCUGGGCUGAAGCUGCUGCGCUCGGCCUUCUGCUGCCCGCCCCAGCAGUACCUGACCUUGGCCUUCACUGUGCUGCUCUUCCACUUCGACUACCCACGCCUCUCCCAGGGCUUUCUGCUCGACUACUUCCUCAUGUCCCUGCUGUGCAGCAAGCUCUGGGACCUGCUCUACAAGCUGCGGUUCGUGCUCACCUACAUCGCCCCCUGGCAGAUCACCUGGGGCUCGGCCUUCCACGCCUUCGCCCAGCCCUUUGCUGUGCCACACUCGGCCAUGCUGUUCGUGCAGGCCCUGCUCUCGGGGCUCUUCUCCACGCCGCUCAACCCCCUGCUGGGCAGCGCCGUCUUCAUCAUGUCCUACGCCAGGCCUCUCAAGUUCUGGGAGCGGGACUACAACACUAAGCGUGUGGAUCAUUCCAACACCCGCCUCGUCACCCAGCUGGACCGGAACCCCGGCGCUGACGACAACAACCUCAACUCCAUCUUCUACGAGCACUUGACGCGCUCUCUGCAGCACACGCUGUGCGGGGACCUGGUGCUGGGCCGCUGGGGCAACUACGGCCCCGGCGACUGCUUCGUCCUGGCCUCCGACUACCUCAACGCCCUCGUGCACCUCAUCGAGGUUGGCAAUGGCCUGGUCACCUUCCAGCUGCGUGGCCUUGAGUUCCGGGGCACCUACUGCCAGCAGCGGGAGGUGGAGGCCAUCACCGAGGGGGUGGAGGAGGACGAGGGCUGCUGCUGCUGCGAGCCUGGCCACCUGCCGCGCGUGCUGUCCUUCAACGCCGCCUUCGGGCAGCGCUGGCUGGCCUGGGAGGUGACGGCCAGCAAGUACGUGCUGGAGGGCUACAGCAUCAGCGACAACAACGCCGCCUCCAUGCUGCAGGUCUUUGACCUCCGCAAGAUCCUCAUCACCUACUACGUGAAGAGCAUCAUCUACUACGUGAGCCGUUCCCCGAAGCUGGAGUCCUGGCUGAGCCACGAGGGCAUCGCCACCGCCCUGCGGCCUGUGCGGGCCCCCGGCUACGCUGACUCGGACCCCACCUUCUCGCUGAGUGUGGACGAGGACUACGACCUCCGGCUUUCUGGUCUCUCGCUGCCCUCCUUCUGCGCCGUGCACCUCGAGUGGAUCCAGUACUGCGCCUCCCGGCGUGGCCAGCCUGUGGAGCAGGAUUGGAACUCACCGCUGGUGACGCUGUGUUUCGGCCUGUGCGUGCUGGGCCGCCGGGCCCUGGGGACCGCCUCUCACAGCAUGUCGGCCAGCCUGGAGCCCUUCUUGUACGGGCUGCACGCCCUGUUCAAGGGGGACUUCCGCAUCACCUCCCCGCGGGACGAGUGGGUCUUCGCCGACAUGGACCUGCUGCACCGCGUGGUGGCGCCUGGGGUCCGCAUGGCCCUGAAGCUUCACCAGGACCACUUCACGUCCCCUGACGAGUACGAGGAGCCGGCGGCACUGUACGACGCCAUUGCGGCCAACGAGGAGCGGCUGGUCAUCUCGCACGAGGGCGACCCGGCCUGGCGCAGCGCCAUCCUCAGCAACACGCCCUCGCUGCUGGCCCUGCGCCAUGUCCUGGACGACGCCUCGGACGAGUACAAGAUCAUCAUGCUCAACCGGCGCCACCUCAGCUUCCGCGUCAUCAAGGUGAACCGGGAGUGCGUGCGUGGCCUGUGGGCCGGGCAGCAGCAGGAGCUGGUGUUUCUGCGCAACCGGAACCCCGAGCGCGGCAGCAUCCAGAACGCCAAGCAGGCGCUGCGCAACAUGAUCAACUCCUCCUGCGACCAGCCGCUCGGCUACCCCAUCUACGUGUCGCCGCUCACCACCUCGCUGGCCGGCAGCCACCCGCAGCUGCGCGCGCUGUGGGGCGGGCCCGUCAGCCUGGGCACCGUCGCCCGCUGGCUCCUGCACAGCUGGGAGAGGCUUCACAAGGGCUGCGGCGCCGGCUGCAACAGCGGCGGCAACGUGGAUGAGGCAGACUGCGGUGGGGGCGGCCUGACCUCGCUCAGCAGUAACCCCCCCUUGGCACAGCCCACGCCCGAGAACGCAGCAGGCAGCAGUGACCAGCCCCUCCCACCGGGCCCUGGCUGGGGGCCACAGCCACCCCUGAGCUCUGGCUCCGGGGAUGGGCGGCCCCCCCCCUCGCUGCAGUGGCCUCCCCCUCGGCUCCCUGGAGCGCCCCCCGCCUCGCCUGCCCCUGCUGAGGGUCCCCGACCCUCACGGCCCCCUGGCCCUGGGCUCCUCAGUUCCGAGGGACCCAGUGGGAAGUGGAGCCUUGGAGGUCGGAAGGGGCUGGGAGGAUCCGAUGGGGAGCCAGCCUCAGGGAGCCCCAAAGGAGGCACCCCCAAAUCUCAGGCGCCUCUGGACCUCAGCCUCAGCCCGGACGCCUGCGCCGAGGCCUCGCCCCCCAGAGCAGCCCAGGACGCCCCUUGCUUGGACAGCGGUGUCGCUGAGAGCGGCACGCCCGCCGGGGCCCUGGCGGACUGGCCAGCCCCUGCCAAGGAGCGCGAGAGCCCGGCCGCCCAGCCCUUGUUGGAGCACCAGUACUGAGCGGCCGGCGCCCACCGGACCCUGUCCCUGACUCGGACCCAGCCCUCUGCAGCCUCUGGCCCUCUCUGCUGGACCACAGAACGGAGUGGCCUGGGCUCCCCCGUCUGAACCCUGACCUCUGGCUGUGUCAGCCAGAGUCCUAGAACUGACGGCCAGGACUGUGACCCCUGACCUCAUCCCUAGUCCUUGGCCUGGGCUCCCCAAUGUGAGGGGGUCGGCCUCCCAGCCAGGGCCUGGAGCCAAACCCGUGGGGCUGGUCCCACGUUGAGCCCCUGUGGACCGACUCAGCCCCUGGGCCUGCGCUGUCCGUGGGGCGGUCCUCGUGGCCAGGACCUGGGGCCGGACAUGUGGCAAGGGUGGUUUCUUUCUUUUUUUUUUUUUUUUUUGGUCAUUUUUUUUUCCUUUUUUUUCCCGUGCUUUGGAGACACCAGAAUUAAUAACACUAUUUUUGAUUUU
Molecule: messenger RNA, 7384 nt
Organism: Oryctolagus cuniculus (rabbit)
Lineage: Eukaryota; Metazoa; Chordata; Mammalia; Lagomorpha; Leporidae
Source: RefSeq, a predicted model, not a curated record